AUGGUUGUUAUCAACAAGGUCUCCAUUGCCCUUGUGGCCGCUCUGGCUGCUAUGGGCCAGGCUACUCACGAGGGUCUCCACGCUCGUCGUGUCCACCAGGUCCGUUCGGUCAGCGCUGUUGAGGAAUCUACCUCUACCGUUCUCGUUAUCCCUACUCCUGUUGCACCGGCCCCGGAGGCCCCCACUUCUGUUGUGGCUACUCCCGCUGAGUCCUCGUCUGUUGAGCCUUCUGUUGCUCCUUCCGUUGUUUCUACUCCGUCUGUGGCUCCCGUUGCUCCUAGCUCCGCUCCCAGCGUUGUUCCUAGCGCUCCUUCCGUGGCUCCAUCCAGUGCUUCUUCAUCUGUCGUUGCUCCCAGCAGCGCCACCUCAGUCGCUUCCACUCCCAGCGUGAUUGCUUCUGUUGCUCCCGUUAGCACUCCCGGUAGCACUGUUGUUGGUCCUUCCGCUAGUGUUUCUCCCUCUGCCAGUAUUUCUCUUGCUUCAUCCAGCAAGCCUGUUGUCACUCGCACUCCCAUUGGUACUAAGCCUUCUGGUACUCCUUCCGGCCGUCCCUCGGGUAUCUCCUCUGGCUUGAGCAGUACCGUGUCUGCUCCUGCUGGCACCGCCGCUCCUGGCGAAGGCUCUGUGACUACCAGCGCUGUCACCCUUACCUACACCGUGGGCUCUGGCACCUCGACUAGCGUCAUUACUACCACCAUCUACAAGACUUACACCCAGGAACACACCGUCACUGCCACUGAGACCGGCGCCGACUCCCAAGUUACCGCUACCAAGCCUACUGAGGACACCACCGACACUGUCACCUCUACUCUCCACUCCACCAAGACUGAGACUGUCACUCUUGUUGAGGUUCCCACCUCCUCUGGCGAGGCUGGCACUGGCAGCGACUCCGGUGCCUGCAAGCCAGUUACUGUUACCGCCACUGUCACUGAGACUGUGACUGCUGGCUCUACCGAGACCUCUGCUCCCGUCAACCACCAGGGAGGCGGUAAUGGCAGCGGUUCUGGUGAAGGCAACGGUGAGGGUUCCAAGAGCACCUCCACCGAGACUGUCGCUCCUCUCCCUGCUACCACCAGCGUGUCCACUCGUAUCCCUGCCCCUGGUGCCCACACCCACACCCCUCACACCCGCACUCGCACUCCCUCAAGCAGUGGAUUCGCGACCCGCACCCCUUCCUCUUCCGCCGGCAUCAAGCCGCUCCCCACUUCCGCCGGCAAGCCUGCUCCCAGCGGCAUUCCCAGUGGCAAGCCUAGGCGCCACUUCUUCUAA
This is a messenger RNA of Penicillium soppii, 1269 nucleotides long. RefSeq lists its product as uncharacterized. The record is from RefSeq and is a predicted model, not a curated record. The transcript is spliced from 3 exons. The coding region runs from base 1 to 1269 and encodes 422 amino acids. NCBI's taxonomy places the organism in Eukaryota, Fungi, Ascomycota, Eurotiomycetes, Eurotiales, Aspergillaceae.